AUGGCGGAUCUCUACAGUGUGUCGCAAAAGGACCUCGAAUUUGCUCCCCAGAACGAGCUUCAGAAGAAGAAGCUGGCUCGCGACCAGAAGCACUUUGCGGAGAAGCAGGCAGCCGUGGCCGCCAAGGCCAAGGCCCAGGAGGAGCUCCUCGUCGAAAUGCAGGGCAAGCUUGCCAAGUAUGAGGCUGAGUACGCUGCCCAGCAGGAGGAGGAGUCUCGCCUUAAGGCGGAGGCCAAGGCCAACGGUGGUUUUUACAAGCCGGCUGACCCCAAGGUUCUUCUCGUUGUCCGCAUCCGAGGUGUAAACAAGUUGUGCCCCCGUGUGCGCAAGAUCUUCCAGUUGUUCCGGCUGCUGCAGCUGCACAAUGCUGCGUUCGUCAAGGUCAAUAAGGCAUCCUUGAACAUGCUUAAACACAUCGAGCCCUUCUGCACCUUCGGAUACCCGGACCUCGAGACUGUGCGCAAGCUCAUCUACAAGCGCGGCUACCUGAGGACCGGUCCUAUGGGCGCUCGCUCGCGUGUGCGGAUAACGGACAACAUGCAGGUCGCUGAUCUCCUCGGGGAAUACGGAGUACGCGGCGUCGAGGACAUCGUCCACGAAAUCCUUACCUGCGGACCCCACUUCCGCCAAGUCAAUCGCGCUCUCUGGACUUUCAAACUUCACGCUCCUCGUGGCGGCUUCAUCGCUAAGAGACACGGCUUCAACGAGUUCCGCAAGGGAGACUGGGGUAACCGCGAACAGUACAUCAACCAGCUCGUCCAGAAGAUGCUCUAA
Gregarina niphandrodes is the source of this 774-nucleotide messenger RNA. Its product is annotated as putative 60S ribosomal protein L7. The record is from RefSeq and is a predicted model, not a curated record. The coding region runs from base 1 to 774 and encodes 257 amino acids. Gene Ontology annotation, biological process: maturation of LSU-rRNA from tricistronic rRNA transcript (SSU-rRNA, 5.8S rRNA, LSU-rRNA). Gene Ontology annotation, cellular component: cytosolic large ribosomal subunit. The transcript has 2 exons. Gene Ontology annotation, molecular function: RNA binding; structural constituent of ribosome. NCBI's taxonomy places the organism in Eukaryota, Apicomplexa, Conoidasida, Eugregarinorida, Gregarinidae.